This is a messenger RNA of Solanum dulcamara, 931 nucleotides long. RefSeq lists its product as uncharacterized. Gene Ontology annotation, molecular function: protein binding. The record is from RefSeq and is a predicted model, not a curated record. Bases 40 to 672 code for a protein of 210 amino acids. The transcript has 6 exons. Lineage: Eukaryota; Viridiplantae; Streptophyta; Magnoliopsida; Solanales; Solanaceae. Gene Ontology annotation, biological process: protein ubiquitination; positive regulation of protein catabolic process.
UACAAAUUGAAGAGAGGAAAAAACUCAAAAGUUACAGAAAUGGCGGUACAAAGAGGACGUAAUGGCAUGAUGGGUGAAGAAGAAGACGAAGGCGGUUUAUUCGAGGAGGAAUUGGAGUUCGAGGAAGAGCCAGAUUCUCACAUACCUAUUCACCUCCGUGACAUUUUCAACGCCGCCGAGUCCGGCGACGUCGACGCCCUUCGCCAAGCCCUAGACAAUUUUAAUGGAAGCAUUGAUGAACCUCUAGAAGAUGGGGACACUGCUCUUCAUAUUUCUUGUCUGUAUGGCCAUCUGGCGUGUGUGGAGCUACUAUUAGAGAGGGGAGCUUCUGUGGAGGCUAAGGAUGAAGAUGGAGCAAUUCCAUUGCAUGAUGCUUGUGCUGGAGGAUACACAGAAAUAGCCCGUCUGCUAAUAAACAAUGCACCUGACCUUGAAUGCGUGAAAAGGAUGUUGGACACUUUUGAUGAAGAAGGUGAUGCGCCUCUGCAUCAUGCCGCCAGAGGUGAACAUUUAGACGUUAUCAGAUUAUUGAUAGCUUCAGGAGCUUCUGCUUGUAGGAACAACUUAUUAGGAAGAACCCCGUCUGAGCUUGUUGAGCCUGAAAGUGAAGCUUGCAUAAUCUUAGACGAAGCUAUAAGUGCUGAAAUUGGCCGUCCCUAUAGGUCUACAUAAAGAAAAUUGGGGUGCUUGUCUACCGUAGAUAUGUUCCCCUUGUUUUAUAGGUACAAGUUAUUUACCAAAAACAACUUUAGAAUAUUGGGGAUUAUGUAGUAAUUGGAGACUAAUGCUCCUGAAUGUUGCAAUACUCUUUAUAUUGAGAUUACAGUGUGAGAAAAUACUCAUCUUUUUUGAAGUGGUUGCUAAUGAUUCAUCAUCUAGAAUGAUAGAACAGGGAGAUUUGUUUUGUUUAUACUCCCUCGUCUUAAGGGAA